Molecule: messenger RNA, 1350 nt
Organism: Pediculus humanus corporis (human body louse)
Lineage: Eukaryota; Metazoa; Arthropoda; Insecta; Psocodea; Pediculidae
Exons: 2
Coding region: 1-1350 (449 amino acids)
Cellular component (GO): nucleus
Source: RefSeq, a predicted model, not a curated record
AUGAAGUUUGGUGGAGAAGCUGAAAUUCUGGGAGUACCAGUUGACACGCUUUUUUUAAAUAAUAAUUGGGGGUCCGGCGGUUCCUGUGAUUUUCUCAUAGACGGUACAACGAAACUUAUGUUAGAAAAUAAUGAAGAAGACAUGGCGAAAGUCACGAUGGACACGUUGGACAGUUUACUACUAACAAAUAAUAACGAGUCAAACGGGAAUCUCGCCGAAUUGAAACCGCUACCACCAUUUACUGGUUACACUGGUCACUUGAGCAUUAACGGAAUCCCUGGUCAUCAUUAUCACGCUAUAGCCAAUCAACCUCCUUCGAGUCCUUCGCCUUCGUUGGAAGCAAACAAUAAUCUAACGACCGUGGCAAAUCAGAACACUUGUAACAAUUCGGUCAUGUACAAGAACAACGGAGCGACCCUAUACUACGAAGUGAGCACGACAGCUUCCUCAUCCGAUCAAGGUGUCGUGUCAUCGAGUGUCGAUUGUGUUAACGAUGUUAAGUCAGACGUAGAUUAUAAUUCGCUUUUAGCAGAUGACAUAGCUGCUAUAAUAGGUUCCGCAAUAGCGGAUACGACCGUUCCGAACGUCGUAGAUAGUUUAGACGAUCCGAACGCGUCGAGAGACAGUUGGAUGGAUUUAGAUGCUCUCAUUGACGGUGCAUGCAUAAGUGAAAACGGACAAAAAAACAAUGAAAAUUCUCAGGACUUUGUUACACCGUUGAACUGUGAAAGUGCUAGUGUCACACUACAAAAUUUAUUACAACACGGAAGUCAAUACGGCAUACACACGGAAGUUGUUAAACAAGAGCCCGCCGAUUGCAACGUGCCCAGUUCUACGAGUUACAUAAAUGGAAAAGACAUGAUGCUACCGCACACGACGAGCGGAAGUCCUCCGGGACACGUGAGCACGACGGAAAACAUACUCCUCAAUGGUAGAUACAUACAAAAUCGUAGAAAUUAUUCUACGGCUUACAGAAACGUUAAGGUACCCUCGCCGGACAUGUUGGUCAACGGUAAUUCACUGGACAACAUAGUGUCCGGUAGUGGUAUAAAUAGUAAUUUCCCACACACGACCACUAGCAAUUUACCAAAUAAAAAAUCGAGAAAUAGAAAUAAUAAGAAAAACAAUCAAAUCGUUUUCGAUGGAGUCGGAAUAUUAGGAAAGGAAAAACCCAUACACCGAUGUUCGAUAUGCAGCCGAGGUUUCCUUAACAAAAGCAACAUAAAAGUUCAUUUGAGAACUCACACGGGUGAGAAACCUUUUCGAUGUGAAGUUUGCGGUAAAGCGUUCAGACAAAAGGCUCAUCUAAUAAAACACCAACAGAUGCAUAAAAGAGUUGGCAGAGACUGA